Messenger RNA from Chaetomium fimeti, 1342 nucleotides. Its product is annotated as Alpha/Beta hydrolase protein. The coding region runs from base 289 to 1209 and encodes 306 amino acids. Lineage: Eukaryota; Fungi; Ascomycota; Sordariomycetes; Sordariales; Chaetomiaceae. The transcript has 5 exons. The record is from RefSeq and is a predicted model, not a curated record.
GAGAGAAUCACGCAACGCGCCCAGGGAAGCAUCAACCUGACCAAGUGGCAGUUGGAUGCACUGAAGAGUCUCUGAAAUAAUUAAAUAUGGAGGGUAUUCAUCAACUCCCUCAGGUCUUUUCUUGUCAACAAACUCUCAUCAGGCUGUGCGCUUUAACCGUCCGCCCCUUAAAGCUUCCACGAUACAUUCGAAACCAGACCGACCCGAGUUACCCAACUCCUGAACUCUGUCACUAGUCGCAUUCCAUCGAUCUCAUCCAUUUAUCACAUUUAUCGCCCGGCGAGAAAUAUGUCUGAGCUUGGGUUUCACGAAUUGGCUUCCCCGCGGGACGCAAAACUCGACAUUGUCUUUGUCCAUGGCCUGUGCGAGAACAGAAUCAGCACCUGGUGUUCGGAUAACGGCCUUCUCUGGCCACAGAAGCUCCUCAGCCACGACAUAUCGGAUGCUCGGAUCCUCACCUUUGGUUAUGAUGCCGAUGUCACCAAGUUCAACCUCGACGAUGAACUCGCCGAUGGUAGGAUCAAGACUCAAGCAGCCGAUCUCUGUGAACGUCUUUCUGGGUUCCGAGCCAGGACACAAUCCGCAGAUCGGCCCCUAAUAUUUGUGGCCCACAGCCUCGGUGGCUUGGUCUGCGCGCAGUUGGCCGUCAAGGGCACACUCGGGGCCGGGUCCGACAACGCCACCGUUAUUGCUAGCAAUACUCGCGGCAUGGUCUUUCUCGGAACACCAUUCCAUGGCUCAGCCAUAGCCCCGUUGGCCGGUGUCUUCGGUGGGGUGUAUCACAGAUCUCAGACCCAAAGGGUAAAAGACCUCGAACAGAAAUCCGAGAAACUGCGAAGAUUGGCCGAACCGUUCGCAUCAGUUCUCCAGCAGCGCAUGAGGAAUAGGAGUGAGCUCCAGGUAGCCUUUUUUCAUGAGACGAAGAAAGUGCACGGCGCGAUGGUUGUACCCGAGCUGGACUCCCGGAUUACCGGGUUCGGUGACUUCGCCCCCAUCAACGCGGACCACUUCACCAUGUGCAAGUUCAACCACCCGGCCGACCCUGGAUACCAGAGUGUGGUAUCUGUAAUCAAGAAAAUGGUAGCGGAUAUAGACAACGGGACGAAGGACACUGGUAUGAGCCACCAGUACGUCAAUACUUUCCUCGGAACCAUCAAGAACCAAGUGCUUGGUAAGCAAAUCAUCCACGGCGGUAUGAACUUCGCUUGAUGGCGGUGCUGGAGUGGAGUUUGUCCCAUUAGGUUGUUUGUGUAUGAUGUUAGAAGGUUGUUUUGUACGAGAAUACCCGCCCUGAAUUCGAGGAUUAUCCAUAGCUCGGAUAGGCAAAGGAACGAACAACGGA